Messenger RNA from Cordyceps fumosorosea ARSEF 2679, 972 nucleotides. Its product is annotated as Metallophosphoesterase domain protein. NCBI's taxonomy places the organism in Eukaryota, Fungi, Ascomycota, Sordariomycetes, Hypocreales, Cordycipitaceae. Bases 1 to 972 code for a protein of 323 amino acids. Gene Ontology annotation, molecular function: hydrolase activity. The record is from RefSeq and is a predicted model, not a curated record. The transcript has 3 exons.
AUGAGGCUGCUCGUGUCCCUCGGCCUGCGGCGUGCCUCGCAGUGGCAGCGCCUCACCCUGCUCGACCACCUCCUCCUCUCCCCGCUGACAUUCAUCACCAUCCAGCUCUACCACCUCCUCGUCUGGCUGCGCGGGCGGCCCUUUCGCCCGCCGCGCGGAAAAGCGCCUGUCCGCGUCGUCUGCAUCUCGGACACGCACGACCUCACCGUCCACGUGCCCGACGGCGACAUCCUCGUCCACGCCGGCGACCUCACCAACGACGGCACCGCCGCCGACGUCCAGAAGCAGCUCGACUGGCUCCGCGGCUUCGCCCACCCGGUCAAGAUUGUCGUCGCGGGCAACCACGAUAGCUACUUCGACCCCCGCUCGCGCCGCCAGGAGGACGUCCGCGCCAAGGCCAAGGUCCAGCUUGGCGACAUUUUAUUCCUGCAGGGCGACAUGACGGUGCAAGAGGUCAAUGGCCGGAAAAUAAGCAUCUUUGGAGCUGGCGAUGUGCCCGAGUGUGGCCCAACAGAGUUUGCCUUCCAAUACACCCCUGUCACACAACCAUGGUACAAUCGAAUACCACCCCAGACAGACAUUCUCGUCACUCACACCCCGCCUAAACAUCACCUGGACCUCGACCUGGGAUGUCCACAUCUACUCCGUGAAGUAUGGCGUGUCAAACCUCGUCUACACAUCUUCGGCCACUGCCAUUGGGCGUACGGACAAGAGGCCAUCUACUUUGACGAAAUGCAGGCCGCAUACGAGACGCUCCUCUCCCGCCCUCGCCGCGGUCCCAUCCUAGAUUUCAUCCCCAACAGAUCCUGGAUCUACAUGUGGAAAGUCGUCUACUACGGCGUGCAGGGCGUGGCAUGGAAGUGGCUCAUGGGCGGCCCCAGAAGCAAUCAGGGGAGCAUCAUGGUCAACGCCGCCCAAAUGGUCGGCGACACCGGCCGCAUCAAGUCGCGCGCCGUUGUGGUGGACAUUUAA